ACUAAGCUCUGGCAACACUCGCGAGUGGGCAUUGUUGUGGCAGUUGUCGAAGCUGCGAUUUCUCUUCGAUUUUCAUCCCUGUUUUCACGUUUUCCCCCCUGGUUUUCACCCUUUUUCUCAUCGCGCCCGUGCAAAGGGAGCGCCUGUGGAUGGAUUGAGUGGAAAAUGUUCGGCCGAAGUGGAGUUUUGCAGCUGGGAGAGUGAAGAAAGUGUGUGACGUGUGUGCGGAGGAAUGUGUCAAAUGCGGGCAUUUUUUCACGACCGUCCGUGAUUCACAGAAAAUCCAGUCAGUCUCGCGACGGAGCGCCUCAGCGCUGGAAGUGACUUGUGUGACAAGGGCAGUGUCAGUGUGGGCGUGAGGACAGAGUGCGCGUGAGAAUGAAGCACCAGGGCAGCACAGCUGGUGUGGGCACCGAGAGGAAGAUCAACAAGGCCAGCCAGCUACUUUCACCGGAGGAGAACCAGCAAGUUUUCAAUCUGCUGGACAGAAAAUGCAUGUCGAUGUGCACCGCUGUGGUCCAGUUAUACGUGACAGAUGCUCCGGCACACUCGCACUGGGUGAAGCGGUACACGGGGGCGCUGUGCUUCGUGAAGGACAGCGGCAAGAAGUCCUACUACUGCCGCCUGUACUGCCUCAUGCGCCACGAGAUGGUGUGGGAGCAGGAGAUGUACGACAGCAUCCAGAUCCAGCGCUCGCGCGCGUACCUGCUCACGUUCGAGGGUCAGGACGGCGUCGUGGCGCUCAACUUCGCCGCCGAGGACGAGGCGGAGAGCUUCUACAGGGUCUCCACCACGACCGUGACUAAUCGCUCGAAGAGGCGCGAAGAACGUAUCAAGCGAUCGUCGACGCGGAAAGAGCCUCCGCCACGGCCGAACGCCGGCCCGCAGGUGUCGCAGCACGAAGAAUCGCAGGUGGUUCUGCGCCAGCAGCGCAGUCCGGCCGUGCCGCAGCCCCAGCCGCCGGCUGUGGCGCCGGCGACGAACUUCAGCGCCAUGUCGGGCGGCCAGCGCGUGAAGAAGGGCCGCGACAGGAAGAUCACGAAGGACGACAUCGGCAUUCCGAUGGACUUCAAGCACAUCACGCACGUGGGCUGGACGGAGCAGAAGGGCUUCGACUGGACGGGUGAAGAGGUGGAGCACCUGAAGCCCUUCCUGCGCAAGGCGGGCGUGUCUGAGCGCCAGCUGAAGGAUCGCGAGACGCGUGAGUUCAUCUAUGACUUCAUCCAGAGCAACAAAGUGCUGGAUCAGCUGAGCUCCACGAGUCCGCCGGGCGCCAAGCCGCCGCCGCCCGCGAUAACGGGCGGACGGCAGAUGCCGCCGCCGCCGGUGCCUACGCGACAGCGGAGUCGCAAUGGGGCGCGAGCUGCGCCUCCGCCGCCACCCUUGCGACAGCCGCAAGCCACGCCGCCGCCCAAGGCGCCUCCGCCGGGCAGACCGCCUCCCAUGGCCGCACCGCCGCCUCCUGGCGCCCCGGCGCCUCCGCCUCCGCCGCCUCCACCCCCGAUGGCCCCUCCGCCACCCAUGGCGCCACCGCCGCCCAGCGAUUCGGGCGUCUCCAGGCCGCCGCCGAGCGGAGAGCCAGACGCGCGAUCGGCGCUGAUGGAGAGCAUUCGCCAGGGCACGAAGCUGAAGACUGUCGAUCGCAGCAGCGUGGGCGGCAGCACAGACUCGCGGUCGGAUCUGCUGGAGGAGAUCCGGCGCGGGAAGGUGCUCAAUCCGGCGUCCGAGCGCGAGUUGCCGAGCGUGCAGAGGUCAAACAGUGGCGCCGGCACGGACGCCCUGGCGGACGCGCUGCGGCGGGCGCUGAUGGAGCGCGGCAGGGUGAUCAGAUCGUCGGACGAGGAGAGCAACAACAGCACAGACAACGACGGCGAGUGGGAUGACUAGACAAUAUGCGAGGGACGAGAAUGGGGAUUCUUUAAGAGUGCGGUUCGUGGGGAAAAUAUUUCUUAACUUUAUUCAGUAAACACAUUACUAGGAUUUAGAGGAGAUAAAGUGAGGGAAAUUGAAGAUAAAAGGUUGCUAAUAUCCGAUAUUCGCGUGGAAAAUUUGUCGCUCAAGUGGCUUUAAGCCUUAAAAAAAAACUUCCAUUCGAAAGCGAAUGAGUUUAUCAGGCGCUUUGGAAUUUGCAAGAUCGGAACUGACAAAGUCAAAGAUGUUCUGAUUAUCCUAUCAAGACAGGAAAUGCCUUUCGGAGUUCAUUUCACAAUGAUUACGAUUUUCACGAUCGGUAAGAAAUUGGGAUAUUAGCAAACCUUUGAUUGAGGAUGGAAUGUUGAAGAAGUUGUUGAAGAGUGCCAAAUUAGAUUGUACAUUCUAAGUUACCAGUAAUAGGAUUGUUUUUGCAAGCAAAAAGACAUUCAACACACACAAUUUGAUUUAUAGUGAGCAACACUUCUUUCUAUACAUAUUAAUCUAUCAUAUUAUAUCAUACAUUAGCAUAUCUUUCUUUCUGCGAAGAAAAAGGAGUUGAGACGAUGAGAAAUUAUCGCGAAGAGGUCAAUGAUAAAUGUAGUGUGUAGAGAAGAGAAAAGCCUUGCAGCGAGAGGUUGAGAAAAAAAAAGAAACAUUGUACAGAGAAUAGAUAGUAGAUUUACAUUUCUUUCUUUUGCAUAACCAAAUCCAUUAAUAUGAAAUAUAUUUGAGAAGUAUGUUAUGACAUUGAGGGUGUGUCUGUGUGAUGCUGCGGAAGGUGAAUCACAUUUCCUUGGCGCGCGCGAUGACUCAAUUCGUGGCUGGAGAGGCGAGAGAGCGAAGUGCGGAGAGACAGAGAAGACGACCCACGGUGUGAAUUAAUGUAUUCACAUCGUUUCCCGCCGAAAUGCACAUUACCAUUCGUCAUUGACGCACUUCGCGCUCUUUCACCGCUACUCAAUGUUGAAAUACUAUCAGAUUUCAGCCGAUAUCGCGCCAUAGUUGAUGAGUGACUUAAGCAACACGCUGGGGGGAAGUGAAUUUUCGGUGAAAGACGCAGUUAAAAACCAGAUUUUCACUCUUUUCUUCGGUGAUUUUGCAAAAUUCAUGCUUUCACGCUAGUUUUGCAACUGUUUCUUCUUGAAUUGUGAACUGUUGUGGCUGAGGAACUAGGAAUUUUGUACGUCAUUCAAGGUUUGAAGCAAGAUCAUUCUUAGAAAUUCAGCAGAGCUGCCUGAUCUUCAUUGUCUUUUUGGUCUCUUUUCGGAUGAAUAAAUGAAAAAUAAUGAUUUUCAGUGGUUUUGAAGGAAAAACAGCAGAAUACUCUGCAGAGUUUUAAGGUAGGUUAAAUAUUUCUCAUACAUUACGCAAUGUUUUAUUAUAAUUUGUUGAAUUUUCAACCCCCAAGAUUGUGAUUUACUUGCAUGUGUAAAAUCGAUUUGCGUCAACAAAGCUUCGAUGUGAAGACAACCGAAACAUCACUAGAAAAUUGGACCAAAGAAUUAACAUGUUGAUUGACGAUCACUGCUUUAUUUACUUUAUAUAUCUUGUCUUCCAGAGAAGGUUACAUUUAUAUGUUGAAAGUAUAUUUCUCCACGUGAGAGGGAUAGAUUAUUCAAUUAUUAUUGUAUUGUGGUCACAACGGUCAUUUACAUUUGGGGAUUAGUUGCUUUUCCAUUUAUAAUGCGUACAUUUUGCACACGCGCUCUUUAGCCUGGAUAAAUUGAGGAUUGAAUUCAUUUGCUAAGUCUUCUGCGGGGAUAUUUAACAAUUUCUUUAACACUUAGUUGAUUAUAAUCUUCUGAUGUGUAAGUUGGUAGACAUUUAUGAAUAAACUAUUACUUCAUCUA
Molecule: messenger RNA, 3764 nt
Organism: Phlebotomus argentipes
Lineage: Eukaryota; Metazoa; Arthropoda; Insecta; Diptera; Psychodidae
Gene: WASp
Product: actin nucleation-promoting factor WASL
Exons: 4
Coding region: 379-1887 (502 amino acids)
Biological process (GO): actin filament polymerization
Cellular component (GO): cytoplasm; actin filament
Molecular function (GO): actin binding; microtubule binding
Source: RefSeq, a predicted model, not a curated record